AGGAAUGUCAUUUCGUGUCUAGAAGUCGAUAGUUGCGGACGGUGUUCCUUUGAAUAUAACAAAAUAUAAAAGAAAAGAUUUACACGGUGUAUCUAUUCUAUAAAAAAUUUGCCUAUCGUCUCUCACUUGAUACAAAAAUAUUAUAAAGAUUCUUUAACGAACGUUAACCCCUCGCAGUUUAAAAACAAAAAUUAAACAGUGUCAUCAUCAAAAAUAAAAAAUACAAAGUGAAACAAUUAAAAGGAUUACAGUGUUGUUCGCGCAAUUUAAAGAAAAAAUUGUGUGUGUUCCAAAAAAAUAAAGUUCCACUUUUGUUCUCUUUCUGACAAAGUUGCAAUUAAUUAACCGCCAAAAUUUUGCCCCAAGAUAGAAAAAGAAUUAUCCAAAAAAUGAAAUCCCUAACUGCUGUUUGUCAAUCGGGUGCAUCUGCGAUGCCUGCCAUCAAUUCGUCGGGUCGCAUUUCGCGUCAAAAUAGCAAUCACCAUCAUCAUCAACAUCGUGAUGGUGAAAAUGCCGAAAUGAAAAUGUAUCUGUCAAAAUUGAAAGAUCUCGUGCCAUUUAUGCCGAAAAAUCGUAAACUAUCGAAAUUGGAAAUUAUUCAACAUGUUAUCGAUUAUAUCUGCGAUUUACAAAGUGAACUUGAAACACAUCCUGAGAUCAAUAGUUUCGAUGCAGCAACAGCUUUAAGUUUGGCCAAUGGAAAUCAUCAUCAUAUGUCACAUUUGGAUGAUGAAGAUAUGUCAAUGGAAGAUCGUUUGGCAGCUCACCUACAACAAACAGCUUCAUCGGUACAAGUUCGACAGCCUUUGGCUACACGACAAAGUCCGAAUACGAUUUUGAAUAGUUCACAAAAUAAUAACGCAGUUAUUAAUUCCGUUAUCCUGAGUAAUAGUCAAGCAGCAGUGCAACAUCAUCAACAACAACAACAGCAACAGCACCAGCAGCAGCAACAACAAUACUCGCAUGCGACGGCACCAGCGGUGACGGCGUCAACAGAAAAACAAACUGUCGAUAACAAAAACAGUCGGCAACAUUGUUAAAUAUAUAUUUUAUAACUAUAACGUAUGACGUGGCUGCCCUUUGAGCACCAUUUAAACGGAUCUCUGUUUCGUUUCUUUCAAGUAAAAUAAUAAA
Eupeodes corollae is the source of this 1134-nucleotide messenger RNA. RefSeq names its product protein extra-macrochaetae (gene emc). The record is from RefSeq and is a predicted model, not a curated record. Lineage: Eukaryota; Metazoa; Arthropoda; Insecta; Diptera; Syrphidae. Gene Ontology annotation, cellular component: nucleus; cytoplasm. Gene Ontology annotation, biological process: circadian regulation of gene expression; negative regulation of transcription by RNA polymerase II; cell differentiation. The coding region runs from base 390 to 1040 and encodes 216 amino acids. Gene Ontology annotation, molecular function: transcription regulator activity; protein dimerization activity. The transcript is spliced from 2 exons.